CCGCCCCGCCUGCCCGCCUCCCCGCCGCCUGCGGCUGAUGCUCGCUGUCCCCCAGCUGCCCCGAGCGGACCGUACAAAGCCAGCAGCUCGCACCGCUGUCCGGGGACUGCAUUGCCCGGGAGGAGCCCGCGGCUACCAGGAAGGGACCAUGUACGUAGACCCGGAGGCUGGCGGCAAAGGAGUGCCCUCCCGCGAUGUCCUCCUGGUGUCAGCCAUCAUCACCGUCAGCCUUAGCGUCACCAUCGUCCUGUGCGGGAUCUGCCAGUGGUGCCAGCGCAAACUGGGUAAACGUUAUAAAAAUUCCCUGGAGACGGUGGGGACCCCGGAUUCCAGCCGAGGGCGCAGUGAAAAGAAAACCAUCAAUGAUCUAGACAGAGACUUUUGGAAUAACAAUGACAACACAGUGCAGCAGAAAUGGAGCUCCUACCCUCCCAAGGAGUUUAUACUAAACAUUUCACCUUACGCCCCAUACGGUGAUCCACGACUUUCCCUCAAUGGCUCUCUGCUGUCGGGUGCUAAGUUGGCCGCCUCUUCUGCUUCGGGGUUGGCGGGGGAGCGAGAAGGACGCCUGGGGGAGAAGCAGCAGCUCCGAGAGGACGGCAUGAAGAGCAGCCUGUCUGCCCACAGCGAGCCCAGCAAUGGGAAGGCGGGGAGAGGCCGAUGGCACACGGUGCAGAGCCACCUAGCAGCAGGGAAGCUCAGCCUAUCCAAUUUCGAGGACUCCACCAUGUCCACAGCCACUACCCUUGAGUAUAUCCCCACCUCAGCAGGAGACCUGAAAUGCCAGCGUCCCCGCACGCUGAUGCGCCAGCAGAGCCUCCAGCAGCCACUUAGCCAGCACCAGAAAAGCAACCACAGCCAGCCCACCACCAGCCAGAGCCUGGGGCACCUACAGUCUCACACCAGCUCCUCUUCCAGCGGCGGCAACCCCCGGGGCCGGAGCGGCCAGUCGCGGCAAGGGGUCUCUGCUGGCUCCAAACACCGGACGGCUGGUGGCCGAAGCCGCUCCAACCCCGGGAGCUGGGACCACGUGGUGGGGCAGAUUCGCAACCGAGGCUUGGACGUGAAGUCCUUCCUGGAAGGCCGGAUGGUGGUGUUAUCCCUGGUUCUGGGACUCUCGGAACAGGACGACUUUGCCAAUAUACCCGAUCUGCAAACCGCUGGGAACCAGCAGGCGCAGAACUCUCAGGGGGACAAGAGGUUGCCAUCUGGAGGCAAGAUGGUGAACACAGCCCCUAUGCCCGGGCAGACCCAGCAUGAUGAGUCUGACCGCAAAACAGAGCCUCGCUCAUCCGUCUCGGACCUGGUGAACUCCCUGACCAGUGAGAUGCUAAUGCUCUCCCCAGGCUCUGAGGAUGACGAGGGACACGACAGCUCCAGCAAGGAGAACCUCGGCCGAAUCCAAUUCAGCGUCGGCUACAACUUCCAGGAAUCCACCCUGACUGUCAAGAUCAUGAAGGCUCAGGAGCUGCCAGCCAAGGACUUCAGUGGCACCAGUGACCCUUUCGUCAAGAUCUACCUGCUGCCUGAUAAAAAGAACAAGCUGGAGACCAAAGUGAAGAGGAAGAACUUGAAUCCGCACUGGAACGAGACCUUCCUCUUUGAAGGUUUCCCAUACGAGAAGGUGGUACAGCGGGUGCUGUAUCUCCAGGUUCUGGACUAUGACCGCUUCAGUCGCAAUGACCCCAUCGGAGAGGUGUCCAUUCCACUCAACAAGUUGGACCUGACCCAGAUGCAGACAUUCUGGAAGGAGCUGAAACCCUGCAGCGAUGGGAGUGGAAGUCGGGGAGAACUCCUCCUGUCCCUUUGCUACAACCCUUCUGGUAACUCCAUCAUUGUGAAUAUCAUCAAAGCACGGAAUCUGAAAGCCAUGGACAUCGGGGGGACAUCAGACCCUUACGUCAAGGUGUGGCUAAUGUACAAGGACAAGAGGGUGGAGAAGAAGAAGACGGUGGUAAUGAAGCGGUGCCUGAACCCAGUCUUCAACGAGUCCUUCAUCUUCGACAUCCCCACCGAGAAGCUGCGAGAGACAACCAUCAUCAUCACCGUCAUGGACAAGGACAGGCUUAGCCGGAACGACGUCAUUGGCAAGAUUUACCUGUCGUGGAAGAGUGGCCCCGGUGAGGUGAAGCACUGGAAGGAUAUGAUCGCCCAUCCCCGGCAGGCCGUGGCACAGUGGCACCAGUUGAAGGCCUGAGCGGCAGCAGCUGAGAAUUCUGUCUGGCUUUCACCGCUCCAAGCAGAUGUUUCUUGGCCAUGCUCUCACUACUUUAUGCACAACAGAGGCACCUGGGAUCCCCCUAGGUGACAAGCUUGGGACUGACAAGGAGCUGAGGGUCUGAAGUUGGCGACGUUUCCAAACUCUGGGAAGCAGCAUUGGCCGUCCGCUGUGUCCACGGGGCACCCAGCACCAACGGGAGCACCUUUAGUGCCCAACUUCCUGCUUUAACCUUUCCUCCUGACUCGUUACGCCGAGAGAGAGAUGCCAGCCCUCUAGGUGGGAAGGAGCCUCGGCGCUGGUUUGUUUUGGCCCUGGAGGGCGGGGCAGUGGUGUUGGCGCAACUGGCUCCGUGAGAUGAUGAGAGGAGGAGACACCUCCGCCACACAAGACUUCCUAUGAGUUCUUCCAUCCCAAGGCCUGUUGGGAGUGCUCCCCUGAGGAAGCCAGCAUCUCCUAGGGGGCACGUGGGCCUAGGAGGGGGGCCGGCAAGGGGGACACGCCCUCUGUCUCCUUGAGGUCAUUUAUUUUUAAUUCAAUAAAACUUGUAAGAGUAAUAAGAAUAAUAUAAGUAAUAGCAGCUAGAAUCCCAUCCCGGCCAGGGCUGGGGGAAUCCGCGCCACUCCAACAGCCUCCUGUGCGUUUGCUCUGUGUGUGUAUAAGCGUGUUGUAAGUGUCACAUGUUUGCGUGUGGGCUGCUCACUUCUCGCUCGCUCUCUCUCUCUCUCUGCCCUGCCUGGGAGCAACCCCUGAUCCCACAGGACAGUGAUGGUCCCAGUGCGGGAUGUGGGUUUUUUUAAUUGGCUGGUGCAUGGGGUUUGAAGCAAUUGAUGCCACAUGGGGAGUGGGGCCAGUCCAUGCUUGAUAGGGAGAGAGGCGGAAGGAGCUGCCCACCAGGCAGGGUCUCCUCUCAUGACCACUCUGUAGUAUAUGGGAUUGGAAGCCAUAACAGAUGGAUCAGUAGCCAAACUGGGCUCGGCUUUAGGGCUAAUGAGAGCUUGAUUGUAGUCACCGCACUCUGGCUGGUGAGGGCCUCAUCCUGCUCAAACUGAGAGUUUCCCAAACCAGCUCCGAAACACUGCUACACUCCCAGGCAUAUGGACCCGAAACAGCCCACCCCUCCAGCACCCAUCCCCCAACCUGACCCCAGACACCCCACACCCUCCCAAUACACAGCCCACCCC
Gopherus evgoodei (Goodes thornscrub tortoise) is the source of this 3402-nucleotide messenger RNA. RefSeq names its product synaptotagmin 7 (gene SYT7). Gene Ontology annotation, molecular function: calcium-dependent phospholipid binding; clathrin binding; phosphatidylserine binding. Gene Ontology annotation, cellular component: axon; membrane; synaptic vesicle. Bases 38 to 2197 code for a protein of 719 amino acids. Lineage: Eukaryota; Metazoa; Chordata; Testudines; Testudinidae. The transcript is spliced from 13 exons. The record is from RefSeq and is a predicted model, not a curated record. Gene Ontology annotation, biological process: vesicle fusion; regulation of dopamine secretion; regulation of calcium ion-dependent exocytosis.